This is a messenger RNA of Anopheles bellator, 2176 nucleotides long. RefSeq lists its product as uncharacterized. The transcript has a single exon. Lineage: Eukaryota; Metazoa; Arthropoda; Insecta; Diptera; Culicidae. Bases 1 to 2070 code for a protein of 689 amino acids. The record is from RefSeq and is a predicted model, not a curated record.
AUGGCCAACAGGUGCCCAGGAUCACCAGCAGCACCCCCAGCACCCGCAGCACCACCACCAUCGUCAGCGUCAUCGUCAUCGUCUGUUGCAUCGCCGGCAGAGACACCGACUGCACCUCGGUCGUGGUCGGGGGCAGGCACACCGGACGGGGCGGCGCGGGGUCGCAGCGGCCUCGCAAGGCCAAAUCAGUCGACGGCUUCGAGCCGAGCCGAACCGAGUGGCGGCGGUGUGGUUUGUGGCUUGAUAGGAAAGUUUGAGUGCACCCAGCCCUCCGACGGUGCUGACGUCAAAGUGACAGUGAACGGUGGCCGCCGCCUUAUCGCGAGCGGAACGAGCCCGGGUAUCGGAGGCGACGUGCCCCGCGGCUGUGCCGAUAAGACGCCCGCCGCCAUGGGUGGUAGUGCGCGCAGUAGUGUGGCGGGAAGUAGUGGUGGUGGUGCGGGUGUGGGCGCGGAUCGUGCGGGUGGUGUCGUGACGGUGAGCAACGAAGGGAAGGAGCUGGCAAACGUGGCCGGGUUUGCGGGGCAGCGGCAGCGCAAGACGGUCGUCUACAGUCGGCUGUGUUUGGAUGGCGCAAUGCUCGAGGCGCUCUGUCCGUCGGAAGAGGCGGAGGAGGCGGACCGGGGGCACCCGGGGCCACCGGAAGUGAUUCGAUUUCCGUGCGUCGAGCGACUGAUCGCACUGUACGCGAGUAUCAUCCGCGAGAAGGAGGCUGAAAUGCAAAGAUUUAUGAGCAGUAUUGUGAGGGACGGCGAUAAACGUCGAUUAGAUAAGGGCGUGUCGUCUUCGCCGUCACCAUCGCCAUUGUCGUCGUCGGCGAGAAGCGAGAAGCAAGUUGGAGACAUACGCACGGCAACGGCUCGGCAACCUGCGCCAGUGACACUCGGAACGCCGCCUUACACGGUGCGGCCGCUGGAAAGCCACAGAGAAGUUGACGGCCAGCUUGCCGCUCGCAGCGUGACGCUACCUCCUGGCGAAGAGCUGGGUGCGCGCAGUAAAGAGAGCCCCAGUCCGGCGUCGGAUGAAGGUUGGCGCAGUACGCAGCCAAGUCCGUACGGUUCCAGCGACGAAGAGGAGCGUCCCCGGCCCGGUGAGACCAGCGACACAGGUGGGGGCUGCGACGAGGAGGAGCAUCCCGAGAGUAUGAAGCACCGCGACAAGGUGACCCGGUCGGCCAGCUCCGACUCGGCGCUCGGGCUGGACGAGGAGCUCAGCCAGCAGGAGCAACAGCAGAUGAUGGCCACCGUCGGCAAGGUGCGCCGCCUGACGCUGGGCGUAUCGGAUAUUCCGCUACGCGCGGCUCUACUUCCGGUGCCCGAACCGAGCCUGCUGCCGACGACCACCGACAGUCUGGUGACGCAGACCGGUGGCACCACCGCGGAUCACUCGUCGUGCCCGACCGUCGUGCGCAGCAAGAUGAUCCUGGAGGCACAGCUCAUCGAGCUUCCGGUUCUGCCGGUGGACAGUGGCAGCACGGACCAGCAGCAGCAGCAGCAGCAGCAACUCGGCUGCCCGCCCAGUACCUCGGCAUCGCGCCGGGAGUCCGCCCAAAGCUACAUCAGUGAUACCGGGGAGGGCGUCCGCUACGUCCGCACACCGUCGGUCGUCGUGUCCGAUUACUCGGACGACACGAUCUGCGGCAUCACGCUCGAGGAGAUCGAGUACUUCCGGCGCCACCGGCUGCGCCGGCGGUCGGCCGACUGCGAGUCGGACCUGAGCGCUGCGUCGUCCUGCAGCAACCUCAACUACUGCGGCUCGUCCAUCAGUGCGCUCGAGGGCUGCGAGUACCAGAGCGGGCUGCGGACACCGGAGCGCAAGGUGUCCGACUGUUCCACCUGCUCCACCGUCAGCUGUGAUGAGGACGAGGGUUACUCCGUCGUCCGUGCCAAACUCGCCAACCUCUGCCCACCGACGACGACGACGACGACGACGUCCCAAGGUACCAAGGUGCCCUCGGUUGCAGCGCCGGAAGCCGCCCCGACCGACCGUGAGCCGGACGUUCGGAUCUGCAGCAAACAGUCCAAGGUUAGUCCUGCACCCGAGUCCUGCUCCGUGCAGAGGCCCGCCUAACCGCCACUCUAGUCCAUAAGUGUAGAUCUCUAGACCUCAACGAUAGUCGCCUUGUAGGCUGGUAGAUACGUCCUCCCUAUUUAAUCCCGUUCUAAUAAAACUGAAA